AUGGAUCCCACAAGCUACAAGCCACUGGAACCCACGAAACCUCCGGAAAUUGAUCCAGAUCUGACGGCUUCGGCUGCGAACGCCGUGGAGCAAUGGCGUAAUUAUCAACAAGCUUACGCUGCCUAUCAGCAACAAUGUGCCGCAUACCACCAGUACGUACAGCAGAGCCAGUACGCUCAAACGGUCGAACAACAGCAGAUGAUCUACUCUCAAUACCUCGAGCAGCAUCGCCAGUAUCAGUAUCAUCUGCAGCAGUACGAGCAGCAGAAGAUGCUGGAUGCAAAUCAGAUCCGGUACGAUUCCAACAACACCUGGUCAGGACAACCACAGCACAAUCCGCCAGCCCAGAUGCCUUUGUUCUCGAGGUCCCGGCCUCCGCCGUACAUUCCGCCGAAUGUACCUCCGCCGGAUAUAGUGAACAGCGAUUCCGGACCGCCAGGAGGAUCACCGAAUGCAGGAACUCCAAACAACAAGCGUGUCCGGAAUGCGAAAGCCAAACAGUUGGGAUACGAGAAGAAAUCUGAACUACAUAUGAAAACGGUUAUAUUCGUGAACCCGGAUGACGAAAACCUGCUGCCGGCUGACUUGAAACAGCUGUUCAAAGAUUUGCACUGCAACCUCUGCCGGACGCGCAUGAAUUCGCACAUUUCCGCCAACAUACACUACCAGUCGAAGGCGCAUGAGAAGAAAAUCAACCAAUGGCUCAAGGAGUAUUGCUCCGAAACAGGCACGCCGCUGCCAGUGCGACCGCGCCUCCAGCCUGAGCUAGCACCCGAUGUGAACGUGGUUGGGAAAGCGUUGUACCACUGCGACGCGUGCGAUCUUCCGCUGACUUCGAUUCAGCACGCCAAUCAGCACUACACCGGCAAACGGCACUGGUUGGUGGUGAACGGGAAGAAGCUACCUUCCGGCGAGGGAUUCUUCAAUGAUGAUGGAAAAUGGACACGAUCUACGAAUGUAGUUUCCGAUAACCAAUCCUCGACCGUCCCUGGGGCUCAAGUAAAACGGCUCAUGUUUCCAGAGAAAAACGGUGCAAAUCAGAACGACAUCAAGCGGCCUCGUUUACAGCCGCCGCCGGAACCGCCUGAACAGUUGAUGGCGAGUGUGCUGGCGAUUGAGGCUGAAAAUGCGGCACGCGAGGAGAAAGCUUUCAAGCCAGCAGUACAACCAAUGUCUACCACCAAUGCACAGGCCGGUCCAGCCCGGUGCGAACCGGGGUUCAAUGUCAAGCAAGCUUCACAACCGAUCCCAACGUUCACGGUGGAGAGUGACGAUGAGGUGAAAAACUCGACUAAGCCAAACACUAGUGCCACGGUGCCUCCAUUACUUCAAACGCCGACCACCGGAAACGGCAGUAGUGGUACAACGCUUGAAAAGGAGAUCCGCAAAAAGGAGGGCCUGGAUUGUGUGGACAACACGGGUACGUUCUGUACGAUCUGCGAAACGUCCGUCACGUCACGGUCGGAGAUGCUGAUGCACCUUAAGGGUGCGAAACACCUCAAGAAAGCGCGCACGAUGGGCAUGGUCGUACGGACGACCCCGUUCGACGCGGGCGAUACGAUUCUCAAGAGCCUCUCGAAACCAGCUCGCCAGACGGACUGGUCGUUGUACCGCAUGCCGUCCGGAAAGUUCUACUGCAAAACGUGCAAUCUGAUCGUGGCCGAUGAAAAGCUCUUCGGCCAGCACUGGUACGGCAAAAAGCACAAGCUGAAACAGCGCCAAGAAAAGCAGACAGGCCGCACGGCUACAUCAGCCGGCACGACAGCGACGGGCGCGACGGAGGCGGCCACGGAGGACACCUCGUUUGCGUCUGAUAAUCACGAACUGACGGAACCGGUGGUUGCUGCUUCCGCAGCAAAGCAGCAACCGGUGGCGCAGAUUCCCAUGAAGUCGUAUAAUAAUGUUGCACCUCCCAAACUAGAAUCGAAUCCGUUCAAACCUCAGAGCAAGAGGGGAAAGAAGAUGUUUUAUGCCAACAGACGGGGACGUUUUAUGAGGGGGCGCCCGCAUUUGGGUAGAAAGUAAUUAGGUCGAACGCAACGCCCAACCGUUUGAAUAUUAAUAAAAGAAUUCAUUGAGUUUUAACAAGCAGAUAAUCCCAAAUAAUGUAGAGUUGAAAUUUGAGAUAACGUACAGAAAUAUACCGAAUUGC
Anopheles nili is the source of this 2152-nucleotide messenger RNA. RefSeq lists its product as uncharacterized. NCBI's taxonomy places the organism in Eukaryota, Metazoa, Arthropoda, Insecta, Diptera, Culicidae. The record is from RefSeq and is a predicted model, not a curated record. Gene Ontology annotation, molecular function: zinc ion binding; nucleic acid binding. Bases 1 to 2025 code for a protein of 674 amino acids. The transcript is spliced from 3 exons.